AUGGCACCGAUGUUAUACAAGAAGGACAUUAGUCCUCCGAGCCGGGGCGUUCUCCUGACGGCCAAAGGAUUGGACGUGGAACUGGAUUUCACAGACAUUGACAUGGCAACUGGAGAACAUUUGGAAGCAGACUACGUCGAGAAAAAUCCUCAACACACUGUUCCUAUGCUCGAGGAUGACGAUCUUAUUCUGGUCGACAGUAGCGCAAUAAUUAUAUAUUUGGCAUCGAAAUACUGCAACGAAGACAACGCAAAUAUGUACCCAGACGAUCCCAAGCUGCGAGCUCUGAUUCAUCAUCGAUUAUUCUACAAUUGCGGCACUUUACAAUCCUUGCUAGGACAAAUCGUCCGUCCCUUCUUCUUUGAAGGCAACACUACCAUCGACGAAAAACUUAUCGACAAAGCCAACGACGCAUAUAACAUUUUAGAAAAAUUCCUAGGCGACCGGGAAUGGAUGGUCGGCGAUAAUUGUACCAUCGCCGAUUUGGCCCUAAUUCCGUCCGUCACCUCAUUGAAUGUCCUGGUUCCUAUCGAUGAAGAGGCAUGUCCAAAAUUAUUAGAGUGGAUCGCCCGCGUGGAGGAACUACCCUACUACGAGGCAAAUAGCGUUGGCCUCGAUGAUUUCAAAGCAAUGCACGAAAAAGCGCUCGCUGGCGCUGAGGAGUCAGCCGAAUAAUCGAUCCCUCAUUACCAGUUGCAUAUGCACGCCGCCCCGAUUGGACUCGCGCUACUAAAUAAUACAUACGCGUAAACUCGGCUAGAGCACGGAAUUGUUAAUGUUACGCUAUCGAUUCACAUUAGCUUUCACCUUUUGUUGCUAUUUAUAAAUACAUAAUUUGUAUAGAAGCUCACAAUUUGGAUACAAGGUUUCCACGUUACCGAAACAUAUUGAUUAAUGUACCAUUUUUUUCGUUACUGAAGGUUGUUGAUGUGUGCGAUAACAAUGAUAUAAUUGCGACCUUUAUUUGUGAACUAGUUAGACCUUUAGGAAGGCGUUCGCCCAAUGUGAAUUAAUAAUGUGUGUACUGAGGCCUUUGCACAAUAAAACAAUUUAUGAUUGAG
Messenger RNA from Dalotia coriaria, 1061 nucleotides. RefSeq names its product glutathione S-transferase 1-like. Bases 1 to 675 code for a protein of 224 amino acids. Lineage: Eukaryota; Metazoa; Arthropoda; Insecta; Coleoptera; Staphylinidae. The record is from RefSeq and is a predicted model, not a curated record. Gene Ontology annotation, molecular function: glutathione transferase activity. Gene Ontology annotation, biological process: glutathione metabolic process. The transcript is spliced from 3 exons.